UCAUUAUUAGUUGCAAUAGCAGCCAUGGCGGCGGAUACUCCACCAAUAGCCCGGCGGGGUUGCGAGGACAAAUGCGGAGAUGUGACCAUACCCUACCCAUUUGGCAUCAGAGAAGGAUGCUUCAUGGAUCCUAGUUAUCUUAUUACAUGCAAAAACCGGAAUAGCAGCACCCACAUCAAAGCCCCCUUUAGAGGAAAUGGUAGUCAUGAGGUUCUUCAGAUAUCAUACCCGAAAGCCCAAGUCAGAGUGGUUGGGGGUGCUUAUCUUUCUGUGAUUUGUAAUGCAUCUACAGAAGAUAAGUUUAGAGUAGGAACCUAUGUUCUGGACCAAUCAUCCCCAUUCACAUGGUCAGCUAGCAGCAACUUGUUCAGAGCCAUCGGAUGCAACAUCGUGGCCUACGUAAAGGGCCAAAACUUUACUAGUGCGUGUGUGUCUCUAUGUGAUAACCUGCCACUUGAAGUGACAAACGGGCCUUGCUCUGGAAUUGGUUGUUGCCAAACCUCUAUUCCUCCAGGCCUCAAAACUCUUAAUAUUAAGCUUAUGGGUAUAGAUAGUAAUAAUAAAUCUAAGAAUUGGAAGUCCACCCCUUUCAACUUUGCUUUCUUGGGCGAUCAAAGCAGGUUCUCCUAUUCUUUAACAGCUGAUUUAGAUGGAUUACGAUUGACUGAUGGUCUUCCGGUGGUGUUGGACUGGGCUAUUGGGAAUCAGACAUGUCAUAAAGAUUCUUAUGCAUGUGGUCUAUAUAGCCAUUGCUUUGAUUCAACCAAUGGCCCUGGCUAUCGAUGUAACUGCACUGAUGGUUUUGAAGGCAACCCUUAUCUAGGAUGCCAAGACAUUAAUGAAUGUGAGACUGGAGAUAAUCACUGCCAUGAUAGUGGUAAGUGCAAAAAUAUGAUUGGGAGUUACGAGUGCUACUGUCCACAAGGUUACCAUGGCGAUGGCUGGAAACAUGGGACUGGCUGCAAAGAGGACUUAAAACGCGUUCCGCUGAUAAAAAUUAUUGCAGGUGUUGGUGUAAGUUUUAUGUUUGUAUUUGCCUGUUCUUAUUUUUCAUACUGGGGAAUCCAGCGAAGAAGAAUCAUCAAAUGUAAAGAAAAAUUCUUUCAACAAAAUGGAGGCUUGCUAUUACAGCAACAAAUUGCUUCCCGUAAGGGUGUCACGGAAAUUGCUGGGAUUUUUACCAUGGAACAGCUAGAGAAGGCAACCAACAACUUUGAUAAGAGUCGGAUAGUUGGCCAAGGAGGGUAUGGUACGGUUUUUAGAGGAUUUUUAUCAAAUGGAAAAGUAGUGGCAAUUAAGAAAUCCAAAAUAAUGGAUAAAGGCCAAAUUAUACAAUUUAUCAAUGAGGUUGAUAUCCUUUCUCAAAUCAACCACAGAAAUGUGGUGAAGCUCUUGGGUUGUUGUUUAGAAACAGAGGUUCCAUUGUUGGUUUACGAGUUCAUUUCUAAUGGAACCCUCUUCCAACAUAUCCAUAAUGAGAACCAAGCAGUGUCUAUUUCAUGGGCUAAUCGUUUAAGAAUUGCUGCAGAAAUAGCUGGAGCACUGGGAUAUUUGCACUCUGCCCAUUCAAUACCCAUCCUCCAUAGGGAUGUCAAGUCUUCCAAUAUACUUCUAGAUGAUAAUUACAUGGCUAAAGUAUCUGAUUUUGGAGCUUCAAGAUUGGCUCCUUUGGAUGAAGUUCAAGCCACAACAUUACUUCAAGGAACCUUAGGUUACUUAGACCCAGAAUGCUUUCAUACAGGUCAACUAAUUGAUAAGAGUGAUGUUUAUAGCUUUGGUGUUGUCCUUGUUGAGCUUUUGACAGGGAAAAAUCCAAUUCUAUCAGAAGGACCUGAGGAACGUAAAAGCCUUGCAAUGCAUUUUGUUUCUUCCGUGAAAGACGGCAAUCUUUUUCAGAUUCUUGACUACCAUGUAGUGAAUGAGGGAGAUAGAGAACAGUUAGUUGCAGUUGCUGAGCUUGCAAGAAGAUGCUUGAAGGUUAAAGGAGAAGAUAGGCCAACAAUGAAAGAAGUUGCAAUGGAGCUUGAUUCACUGAGGAUGUUGUGUGAGUACCCAUGGAUACAACAUAAAUACGAGGAAAGUGAGCUUUCUUAGUGGACCAUCAACAAGUUCUACUGCCAAUGAGACUGCUGGUCAAGAGUCUUCACUAGGGGAUUCUAUCAUGCUAGCAUUGGAGAUUUCUCAUUGAAUAUUCAGCACUAGUAGGUGAUCUUUCAGUUCUUUUGUAGUGACCAUGCAUGGUUUGUAAUAUUGUAGACCUAUGUGGCUGUAAAACAUUAUAUAAAUUUUAUGGGAG
Molecule: messenger RNA, 2296 nt
Organism: Macadamia integrifolia
Lineage: Eukaryota; Viridiplantae; Streptophyta; Magnoliopsida; Proteales; Proteaceae
Product: wall-associated receptor kinase 5-like
Exons: 3
Coding region: 25-2094 (689 amino acids)
Biological process (GO): cell surface receptor signaling pathway; protein phosphorylation
Cellular component (GO): plasma membrane
Molecular function (GO): ATP binding; protein serine/threonine kinase activity; calcium ion binding
Source: RefSeq, a predicted model, not a curated record